AUGACUUCCGCUGCCCCACUCCGCCACCCAACGUCGUCAGCGUCGACGCCGCAGUCCGUCGCCUUCGGACGGCCCCUUCAUCCGCCCCGUUCAUCGGCACCUCGAUGAUAAACCGCCCAUUCAGCCUGCUCAGCCGCUGCCUUUAGACGUUAGCGGGGAAGUGCCACAAAGUGGUCGUGCUCGAGGUCGUGGUGCGGUGCGAGGACGCCGGGGCCGUAGAGGUGAUCGGGGCCAGUCCGCGAGGCAUUGUAUUGGGUUGUUUGAGCAGCACUGAGGGCCUGGCAUCAACUCUACGCCUUACUCGAGCUGUUGUUCACGCGGCAAAGUUCGUCUCCCCCGCUUUGAGGCGCUGCCUGAGGAGCUCCUCUCGCUUUUGACCCUCGCUGGCCAAGGUCAGUUCUUUCCUUGAUCUUUAUAGUCCUGCGCGCUUGACAAUUGAUUUUCUCCGACUCGGACGCUCACAAGGUUAUCCGUGAUGGCAUCCUUGAAUACAUCCAGACCUUUGCGAAGGCCUCCUCUGGCACGAACGGUGAUCAUGGCAUCGUCACCGCGUGCGGGCCGCCCUCUUUUCACUUAAGCGGCACCGUCUUCCAUCGCACUGGCGCCUUAACUCUGGCUCAGCCAGCGAAACUGCGCCCAUUUUUGCCCAGAUCUUACCCGUGGACUCAAGCAAGCGUAUUGAUUCCCGUGUCAACCUCAAGGGGACCGAGGCGAAGCAAACCGCCGCUGAUUUGCUCCCCACACUUGAUGCCAUGCUCCACGCCCACAAUCGUCGAGUUCGACGAGCCCUCACCGCAUUUUCUCCGGACGGUGCACGACGUUUUUCAGAUGACCCGACCCAGCUUGAGCUCGUUACCCACCGGUACCGAAUCCUCGACUUUGCCGCCUUCGUUUGUGUUCAAGAUGCAGCUUGUCAGUCCGUGCUUCGUACGCGCCGAGUCAAAGGUACUGCGCAAGAUCAAAGGCGCCUGCGACGAGGAUGCUCUGCCCACGGGCGCCUGAAAACACCUUGCGGGGCUCGAAUUAUCGGCGUCCUUCUCAUCCGACUCGCAUUGAUCAGGGACUGGUAGAGACUAGCUGUUGUCGGCCUCGAUGCCGGUGGACAGAGAGAAGAAGUGCAACAAGGCCCAAGGCACACUAGGUACUCGCUUCCGGGUUUUUGAUCAACUGCUGACGGUGCUGACUACCCUCCACGACCUUGGUUUGACCAUCGCAAUCGUUCGCUUGGAGCGUUCUUUACCAUGGCGGCCACCUUGUGCUCAUUGACUGGGAAGGCGGCGUGGCUACCAAGCCCGGGCAAUCGGUUCCAUCGCAACGCAAGCGGAGGGCCGCCUUCACGUGACGGAGAGAAGCGCAUCUCAGCAGGCGCUCGGGUGUAACGCGAGUGGACUGGGUCGUAGUGAAGUAUUCCUUUUUUUUUUCUUCUAUUUUCUGGCGAGUCUCAACGGACCCGCACCAGCCCGCACCCGAGUCCCGGCUAGCGCACUGCACGCGCUCGAAUCGGCCGUCCAUUGCCUGUUCCAAGUCCUACCCUCCCGCAUCAUUCCGGCAGGGCCCGGCGGCGACUAUUUUGUUUUUCGAUGGAACUCUGCCAGCUCUAGGCUUUACAGGCCGCAAGUGAGGGACCGCCGAGCGGAUAUCUGA
Microbotryum saponariae is the source of this 1644-nucleotide messenger RNA. The record is from the annotation of a GenBank genome assembly. NCBI's taxonomy places the organism in Eukaryota, Fungi, Basidiomycota, Microbotryomycetes, Microbotryales, Microbotryaceae.